Molecule: messenger RNA, 1332 nt
Organism: Acaromyces ingoldii
Lineage: Eukaryota; Fungi; Basidiomycota; Exobasidiomycetes; Exobasidiales; Cryptobasidiaceae
Exons: 1
Coding region: 1-1332 (443 amino acids)
Source: RefSeq, a predicted model, not a curated record
AUGCUACCCCUUCACUUUCUCACCGCUUGUCUUUUCUUUCUUGUGGCGCAGGUCGCCGGCGAUGAACGUCAUCUGAUCUUUAUUAACAAGGUCAGCAUCGGUAAUCUGGCUGCGCUGGAAAUUCUGAUGCGCAGGGGCGGCUACACUCAUGCUCACAUCAUUCUGAAUGGUAUUCGCCACUUCAACAAGGCAGUCGGCCAUUUCGAUCACUGGAUUGACGCAUUUGGCCGGCAGAGGUCGCCUGAUACCUCGCCAGCCUUCACUACGUACAAAGGUCGCUCUCUACCUGAUGAUCACCCGGGCGAAUGGUACGAAAGCUCCUUUCUAGGAACACCCCGAGAGCCAGGCAAGAAAAGCCUCUAUGAGAUGAAGUUCCUUCGAGGUGUUAUCUACGAUAUUCACCAGGUGGUCUCCACAAGCCCGAGAGACCACCAAUGGAUAUAUGAUCAGAUCAUUGCAAAGGAUGCCUAUAUUGGUCGUGUCUUCGUACAGCAUGGCCCCAACACGCAGAUCUACGACAAUCUCGGGCUUUCGCGCAGCUUUCACAUCGAACUUGAAAGGAUCUACCGCACCGCCAGGCGCAUUCUUAUCGUUUGCACAAACUCGAUCGAACCGGCCGAAAUUUCCGUCUCGCUGAGCGAACUCAACUAUAGGCUACCUUAUGAGCACCUCUACAAGGCAUCAAAGGAUCCUUUUGCAGCCAACACAUUGAUUCGUGUCAACAAUGUGCUCAAUGGCGAGAAGGCAGAAUUAGAGUUUCUGCCGGAAAAUUUACGUAAGGUGGAGCGAGAUGAGAACACAUCCUUUGUUGAGGCGGUCCGCAGACUUGUCCGUGAAGGUCUGAAUGGCCGCGAUGUGAACUUGAAGGCGAGUCUCAAUAGCUGGGUCCCCGAAGCAAGGAAGACGGUUAAGAACGAAAUGAAGAAAUCACAGGAUGAUUAUCAGCGCGCGUAUCUUGGAACGCUCUUGCAACGUUUGGAUGCGAUCGUGCUCAAGCUCAAAAACGGGCAACCAAGGGAAGGCGAGGUUGCAUUUGCCGAUCCCAUGUUAACCGUUGUUCUCUUCUCGAACAAGUACAAACCGCAGCCAUUUCCGCGCCAAGAACAGGGCGAAGCUUCAUCCUCUUCCUCUAGCGGUUGCCGCGGAAGCAGAGUCUGCAACGCAGAAUUAGGGCAAAAGCAAAAAGUUGCUGGCACUGAGGCCAUGACCUAUAAAAAUCUCCCCAGGCAAGAGCUGCUCGAUGAAGUUCUUAAACACUUUCCCGAGAAUGACAAACUGGGAUCUUAUACAUGGGCAUUUCCGGGAGAUCAUACGUCGCCAUAUCCUAAUUGA